This is a messenger RNA of Melanaphis sacchari, 3807 nucleotides long. RefSeq names its product PAN2-PAN3 deadenylation complex catalytic subunit PAN2 (gene PAN2). Gene Ontology annotation, molecular function: nucleic acid binding; poly(A)-specific ribonuclease activity; protein binding. Gene Ontology annotation, cellular component: P-body; PAN complex. Gene Ontology annotation, biological process: nuclear-transcribed mRNA poly(A) tail shortening; mRNA processing. Bases 181 to 3768 code for a protein of 1195 amino acids. The transcript is spliced from 17 exons. NCBI's taxonomy places the organism in Eukaryota, Metazoa, Arthropoda, Insecta, Hemiptera, Aphididae. The record is from RefSeq and is a predicted model, not a curated record.
UUAUAUGCUACACUAGAUAAUGAUUAUUUAAAAUUUAUUGCUCGUCAUAAAGUUAUUUACAAUUUUAUUUGACAAGUAAGAAUAAUGAUUAUGUUAGUGAGUGAGUGUUUGUGGCUAUCAAAAUACAUGGAUUUAAAUUUCAUUAAUACUUAAUUAGUACUACUAUUACAAAACAAAAAUAUGGAGUUUACAAGACCAGUAAUAAAUGCUUAUGAAUCUUCAGAUAUGAUAAUGUACGGCAAUUAUGCAGAUGAAGAAUACUCAGAAGUAAUUGAUACUAGUCUAUAUUCAGAUCAAUUAGAUGUACCAAGGUCUGAGUAUGAAGAAACUCAAACAAUAUUGACAGAUACUUGCAGUCAGUAUGGAAUUACAGCUACGUGUUUUGAUGCAUUUGAGAAUUUACUUUGGGUUGGAAAUCAGCUGGGUUAUGUUUCUUCAUAUUAUAGUGCAGAUAUGCAAAAGUAUACAAUGUUUCGAGCUCAUUCAAACGAGGAGAUUCGUUCACUAUUGACUACUGAUUCUACGUUGUUAGUCCUUACACCUACUACACUACGAUGCCAGAUGCGUAGAGGCUUACCAAUUUUUACUCACAGUACAGAGUAUUUAAAUGAAAUGCAGUGUAUAAUUCAGUUGGGGCGUUCUCAAGACACUAUAUUAAUGGGUGGUCAUCAAGAAAAACUGAUUGAGUUUAACCUGAAUUUAUGUAAAGAAACAAGCAUUAUAAAUGCUGGAGAAAAUGGCUGUGCUAUAUUAAGACAGAAUGCCAAUAGAACUGUAUGUUGUGGAGAUCCUACUGGAGUAAUAAAGCUUCGAGAUCCAAGAAAUAUUUCAAAAAUUAUUUAUACUGUAGAAGCACAUACAGGCAGUUUAUCCGAUUUUGAUGUUCACGAUAAUUUGUUGGUUAGCUGUGGAUUUAACAAUACACAUGGAUCCAUGGAGCUAGAUCAAUUUUUAGUUGUACAUGAUUUAAGAAUGAUGAGAUCUGUUUCGUCUAUUCCAAUGAUUAUUGAACCAUUUUUAUUGAGAUUCAUGACUUCAUAUUCAUCACGCAUUGCAGUUGUAUCUACAAUAGGGCAAUGCCAACUUGUGGAUACUGUUGCUUUGUCUGAGCAAGAUAUGAAUCUCUACCAGAUGAGGGGUGCUGAAGAAGGAGCAAUGGCCCUUUCUAUGGAUGUAUCUCCUUCAAGUCAAGCAAUUGUAAUUGGAGAUAAUGUGAGCACAUUACAUUUAUUUACCACAGCAUCUUCUCAGUUUAAUACUUUAGCAAGAGAUACAAUAUUUGCACAACCAAUGGAACCACUUCCUUGUGGUCCUAUCAAUGUCACAGAUGAAUUAGCUGAUUAUUCUAGUAUUCCAUUACCUCAUUGUGAUGGACCUUUAGCAUCAGAAUUACCCGAGAAAUUUCUUACUAAAAUUUACAGGAAAACACCAUCAAUAGAUACGAAUAUUUUAUCUACAAUGAAAAUGAAAGGAACUGUUGGUUAUGCUCCGAACCCAAAUAAUCGGAAACGAAAUCAAGUUGCAUAUUUCAAUACUGUUGUUGAAUCACAAAAUAAUAUUAAUUACAAUCAAUCAAAUGAUGAAGAAUGUGAAUCCCCUACAUUUGUAGCAAUACCUAGAAGAUAUAGAAAAAUUGAUUUGAAAUUUAAAAGUGAAGAUUUUGACUAUGAACAAUAUAAUAAAACUGGAUUUAGUGGUUUAGAAUCAAAUAUUCCAAACUCUUACUGCAAUCCAAUGCUUCAGGUUUUAUAUUUUUUGGAACCUUUGCGGAAAAUUUUAAUGUCACAUAUAUGUCAAGAAGAAUUUUGUUUAAGCUGUGAAUUAUCAUUUUUAUUUUAUAUGAUGAAUAAAUCUAAAGGGGUACCAUGUCAUUCUGGAAACUUUUUAAGAGCUCUUCGUAAUGCUCACGAUGCUACAGCUUUAGGACUUAUACUACCUGAACACAAUAAUGCUGAAAUGAAAAAUAAAAUCAAUAUCAGCAUUUUAAUUCAAAACUGGAAUCGAUUUAUUUUGCAUCAAAUUCAUUUGGAACUUUUAAGAUCAAAAAAAGAUUUAACUGAUGAACAAAAAAAAUUUAUUUUCAAAGAUACAGAUUUUCCAAGUAUUGGAGGUCAACAAGUUCGAAAAAAAAUUAAAAAUAAAGAAGAAGAUAAUAAUGAGACUGAAAUAACUAGAUUAUUUGGUUGUAAACAACUUCAUGUUAAUAAAUGUUUAAAAUGUAAUCAUGAGUUUAGCAAGCAAUCUAAUUUAAUGGUCUGCAAUUUGGUUUAUCCAGAAUCCAAUGAUGAAACAUCUAAAUCAUUUUGUGAUUUACUUCAACAAAGCAUUUGUCCAAAACAAACUACUACAACUUGGUGUGAACGAUGUGAAAGUUUCCAGCAGACAUUGCAGAAUAGAACAUUAAAAUCAUUACCUGCUAUAUUAACUGUAAAUUGUGCUAUUGAAAGCAAACAAAACAAAGAUUUUUGGCAACAACAAAUGGACAUUUUGAUAAAACACGCUGUCACAAAAUCUAGUGAUCAAAAAACAGCACCAAGUACACCAACAUCAUUUAAUAAACCUUGUCGAUAUGGAAGCAAUUGUACCAGACAUAAUUGUAGAUUUAUGCAUCCUGGACAAGUGCCUGCAGUUUCAGAAACAAAUAAUUCCAUGAGCUUGUCUCAGUUAUAUUAUACGCACUCAUGGCUGCCAUUGAGUAUCAAGGCUGAACUUGAGCCAGAUGGAGAAUUAAAACUAUCUAAAUGCGAUGAAGAAGUAGAUAAUAAAUCUUCCAAUAUAUAUGAUUUGCAUGCUGUUGUAUGCUAUAUACAUGAUGAUCGUAAAAAUCUUGUAUCCAUAGUAAAUGUGGGCAAAGCUGAUCAUGAACACAUAUCAGCGAGUAACCCAUCUUCUCAGUGGUAUAUAUUUAAUGACGUUAGCGUAUCGCCAGUCAUAGGACAAGAAGCCGUUUGGUUUAGUUUGGAUUGGAAAAUUCCUUGUAUAUUAUACUGGGUGUCAAGAAAUAAUGAAAUUGCUAUUGAUGUUGAAAGUGAUGCUAGUGAUCCAGUUAUAACAGCUAAAGUGUUCACCGAAAGUGUUUAUUUGAAUUCUUCAUCAAAUAGUAAUGAUGUUAUUUUAGAUGAAGAAAUUCCUAAACCUGGUGAACUAGUAGCUAUUGAUGCAGAAUUUGUUACUCUUAAUCAAGAAGAAUCUGAAUUAAGAAGUGAUGGCCGAUUAGCCACAAUAAAACCUGUGCAAAUGGCUGUGGCAAGAAUAUCAUGUAUUAGAGGUGAAGGUCCAAAUGAAGGCAAACCUUUUAUUGAUGAUUAUAUUUCAACCCAAGAGCAAGUUGUUGAUUACCUUACAAAAUUCUCUGGUAUCAAUCCUGGUGAUUUAGACAUUAGUAAAAGUUCUAAAAAUCUUACCACUCUUAAAUCCACAUAUAUGAAAUUGCGAUAUUUGGUCGAUAAUGGGAUAAAGUUUAUUGGUCAUGGUCUAUACAAUGAUUUCAGAAUGAUCAACUUGAUGGUACCACCCGAACAAGUAAUUGAUACUGUAGCUUUAUUUCGACUUCCACAUCAACGGAAUGUAUCGUUACGGUUUUUGGCUUGGCACUUUUUAGGAAAUAAAAUUCAAUCUCUUACUCAUGACUCUGUAGAGGAUGCACGGGCUGCAUUACAGUUAUAUCAAUGUUACAAAAAACUUGAAGCAGAUGGAACAUUGCAAGCAAGACUAGAAGAACUUUACAAAUGUGGAAAAGAAAUGCUCUGGGUAGUGCCUGGUGAAUAGAACAAGUGUGUGAUAUUUCAAUUAUAUUAUAUUUUUUUG